GAACAAGAAUGCCUUUAGGAGAACGAAGACCCUCGUCUGUUCCGACAGAGAAGUUAGCCAAGUGAUGGAGAAUACUCGAUAUCUUCCCAAUACUCAAUGGUAAUCAACGAAGUACAAUACAAUCCUUAAACCAUACGUCCUUGGGAGGAUUGAAUCCAUUCGACAAUGACAUCGCGCAAAAUUCUUUCAAUUCUGAUACUGUCCCAGAUUUUCUUCUGCCUCAUUUCGGGAAGCCAUUCUAUGGCGGUGCCUCGGCCGACAGAACGCCAAAGCGGUUUCAUGCAAAAGAAUGUCGGGCAAUCAACCACGCGCCGAGCAUUUUCCGCAUCGAUGACUGGAGCCGCGAGUGCCUUCCUCGCGAGACAGAGACAUGACGAAGCAAAUGCCGCGAUUUGGAAUCCAUUCGGGAAGGUGGAGCCCUGGACGUACGCCGACUUCAAGGGCAUGGUGCAAUCCGGUCAGAUAGAGCAGGUUGUCUUUGGUGUGGGUGGGACGUCCCUGGUGUGUGUCGAUGCGAACGGAAUCACGAGGUCUCUCGAGGACCUGCCGGACGAUCUGACCCUGCUCAGGGAGCUGUAUCAGGGAAACGUGGCCGUGACCAUGCAGGACCUUCCGCCAAGGGCGAUGAGCGCCUCGGAGUGGUUCAAAGACGUGAUGGGAUUCGAGGAACUGACGGACGAAGAAAAGUACAAAUACAGAGGCUACAAAACAUUUCGUAUGAACACACACGGAGAGGUGCCGUCGAGCCUGUUAACGAGUUUUUAGUUGCGAACAAAAUGAAACGGAAUCGACUCUACUCGACUCAAGUCGCCGUAGAAAUCUAUGGAUUUGAUUUGUUCCUGAUUUUGUCAUCGCGCAGAUUGAUACCAAAUUUCAAAAUCACUACCAAUGAUUUCAACUAGCAAAAUGACAACAGAACUAGACGGUCUACAACAUAUUCUUUAUCCACAUGAAAAGAAGUCUUCCGUGACGGCGUUGAGAAAGAGUUCAACGGUAUUCGACGUCAACAAUACAACAUUAGAAGUAGCCUUAUUAAACCAUAGCUCGAAUA
This is a messenger RNA of Pseudo-nitzschia multistriata, 1051 nucleotides long. The record is from the annotation of a GenBank genome assembly. Lineage: Eukaryota; Bacillariophyta; Bacillariophyceae; Bacillariales; Bacillariaceae.